Messenger RNA from Lecanosticta acicola, 541 nucleotides. The record is from the annotation of a GenBank genome assembly. NCBI's taxonomy places the organism in Eukaryota, Fungi, Ascomycota, Dothideomycetes, Mycosphaerellales, Mycosphaerellaceae.
AUGGUAUGUCUCUCCCAAUCCAAGAUGCAUUUUGCUGAUAUCUGUCAGGCAUCCGAAUCCCGCCUCUACACCUUCUCACCCGAAACCAAAGAGAAGCUCCGUAAAUUCCGCCUCUCUACCUCCAGAGCAAAAGAUCCCCAGGCCAUAAUAUGUACGCAAUACCCCCUCUUCCUCUCUUCCUCCCUUCCCCCCCUCGCAGCUAACCCUACUCCACCCAGAUCAAAUCGUCAAAUCCACCCUCGAAAUCAAACCCGAUUCCCAAGAAGUCUACUCCAACCUGCAAGACCUCGCCGAUGAACUCCCCGAUAACACGCCCCGAUUCGCUCUCCUCUCCUACCCCUUGACGCUGGACUCCGGAAGACUCUCGGUACCCUAUGUCAUGAUCAAUUACUUGCCGCCGACGUGUACGAGUGAGAUGAGAAUGUUGUAUGCCGGCGCGAAAGAGUUGUUCAGGAAUCAGAGUGAGGCCGGGCGGAUUUUGGAAAUUGGGGAUGUGGAAGAAUUGGAGGGGAUAGAGGAGAAACUGAAGGGUGAGGAUUGA